UAUCUGUCUGUUUCCCUGAAUAGUGCAUCCUGAAUGUGUAAAAAGUUGUGUAUUACUAUUAUGUGGUAGAAUAUAUUCUGUGUUUAAGGUCGUGUAUCUAAGUGUGUCUAAGUUAGGCAUUUAACCUUGAAAUAGUUCAAUCCAAAAAGUUAGUAGAAGUUUAAAUACAAAAUACGUACUGUGAGUGACUAUUAAGGGAUGUUAUCAUUGUAGUCAUUUGACGUUUCUAUACUGUUAUAACUUGACUCUGAAUGAACGGCUGCCCAACGCCAGUACCAGUUGGUUGUUCCCGUCUUGGCCAGGCAAUGCGACAAGAGGUGUGGGACACAUGCCCGUGCUGAUACCCUGUUUCUCCCUCUCUCACCACGCUGCCAAUGCUACUCACCAGUCUACGUUGGUGAGUGGGCCAGGUCGCAUGCCGUUCCUUAGCCCCAAGAUGUCCUCUAGGCUCACCUCCAUGUUCUACACUGUGGAGGUCGGUGACACCAAGUUCACCAUUCUCAAGCGAUACCAAAACCUGAAACCUAUAGGAUCUGGAGCUCAGGGAAUUGUUUGUGCUGCAUAUGACACAGUCACACAACAAAAUGUUGCCAUCAAGAAGCUUUCCAGGCCAUUCCAGAACGUAACUCAUGCAAAGCGAGCUUACCGCGAGUUCAAACUAAUGAAACUCGUCAAUCAUAAAAAUAUCAUUGGCCUGCUCAAUGCGUUCACACCUCAACGGUCGCUGGAAGAGUUCCAAGACGUGUAUCUUGUGAUGGAACUCAUGGAUGCCAACCUGUGUCAAGUCAUACAGAUGGACUUGGACCAUGAGAGAAUGUCUUAUCUGCUGUACCAGAUGCUGUGUGGCAUCAAGCAUUUACACUCAGCUGGCAUCAUACAUAGGGACCUGAAACCCAGCAAUAUAGUUGUGAAAUCAGACUGUACGUUGAAGAUCUUAGAUUUCGGCUUGGCCAGAACUGCUGGCACAACGUUUAUGAUGACUCCGUACGUGGUCACCAGAUAUUACAGGGCACCUGAGGUGAUCCUGGGUAUGGGCUACAAAGAGAACGUGGACAUCUGGUCUGUGGGCUGCAUCAUGGGGGAGAUGAUCCGUGGAGGAGUGCUCUUCCCAGGAACUGACCACAUUGACCAGUGGAACAAAAUCAUUGAACAACUUGGUACGCCCAGUGGAGAUUUUAUGAAGAGGUUACAACCGACUGUGAGGAACUAUGUUGAGAACCGGCCUCGGUAUCCAGGCUACCCCUUCGACCGACUCUUCCCCGACGUACUGUUCCCCUCCGACUCCUCAGAACAUAACAAACUUAAAGCCAGUCAAGCUAGGGAUUUGUUAUCUCGGAUGUUGGUGAUCGAUCCUGAGAAGCGGAUAUCCGUAGAUGAAGCCCUGCUGCAUCCUUACAUCAAUGUGUGGUACGACGAAGGGGAGGUUAACGCACCUGCGCCAGGCCCGUAUGACCACUCCGUGGACGAGAGGGAGCACACUGUAGAGCAAUGGAAGGAGUUGAUCUAUCAGGAGGUGAUGGAAUACGAGAUGAGUCACAACGCGAGUCGUACAACUCCCGAGGACUCUGACGCAGCCGCCCGUCGGUAGAACCACCAAAACCCGUUAAUUCCACCAUUCGUUUUUAAUUCAGGUUGUUAUUUGAUUAGGUUCGUUUCAUUCUGUAGGACUUGUACUGUACAAAGUGUAAGAAAACCCUCUGUAUUAUUAUUCACUCAACCAAAUUGGUUUGUAUCAUAAAUAUAAGCGUAUAUAAUGGUGUUAUAUAAGGUACGUUUCUUUAAACUGUGGGACAUUUUUAUGGUUUUUAAUUUUUCAUCGGAAUAUUAAUUAUUGACAAUUUUUUUUAAUUUUGGCAGUGGCUUUUGGUAGUUGAUUUAACAUUUUUAGUUAGACAUAGUGGUAGAUUACUAACUAAGAGUUUAUAACAACAUUGACAACGUUACUUAUUUUUCUAAAAUGUAUUGUUAUUGAUAACAACUACAAAAAUUUUGACAGCCCAAAAUUUUUUUUAAAAUUGACUUUUUAAUUAAUUUAACCAUUGUAUGAAUGUUUUGUUCCUUGAUAGUUUUAAAAUAAUUGAUCGACUGCAGUUGUUAUUACAUUUAUAGACAUAGAAUAGUAGAAAAAGACUCGUUUGGUGUGUGAUGCACAUAAUCAUAAGAAUUGCCAUUUGAUUCGAUAUAAUUUAUUAUGUUAUUAUUUUAACUAUUUUAGGGAGUAGUCAUAUUAAAUUAAUUUGAAUAUUAAUAUUUUAUAUAUUAGGUAAUAAAUUUAUUUUCUUUAGGUUAGCGGAUGUAACAUUCUUGUAUUUUAUAUAUAGUUUCUUUUGCAAACUAGCCAUUUAUGUAGUACCUGUCUUUUUUUCAAAGGAUUGUAAAACUAAUUUUACAAAAAUUAUAAAUCUAAAAUUAUUGCUGCUCAAGGAAAAUGAUAUUGUUAUUGUUAUACCGGGCUGAAAGGCAAUGCUGGAUGUUUAACAUUUUAUUAUAACCCUAAUUACUACUAACUGUAUCAAUAUCUGAACAAACUACGUUUGUGUAAUGUAAUAGUUUCUUUUUUAUCUAAACAAUUUGAUUCAGUGUUUGUUUUCUUCACCAAAUUAUUUAUUUCCUCAAGGAUAAGAUUUCUUGAAAUUGAAAAGGUGUGAUUUGAAAUAUAUAGACCCAGCUGGUCUGGGGCCUAAUAUUUUUACACUUUUAAACCACAAAUUGAAAUGUCCAUACAAAGGUAGGACUGGAUUUAUUCAACCAAUUAAUUCUCACAAAUUGACAUUAACAUUUUAGUUUUCGUUUUGCUGACUUGAUGAAAUAUCCAAUCAAAGACAGUGUGGUCGAGUCCUCAUCUUUGUUGUUAAGCAGUGAGAGUAUAGAUGCAAUCAGGUGUUAAGUUGCUGUACAAAAACUCGAUAAUAACUUGUACAGUUUUUUAACUUGUUGCGGGUGCAGUGUGUGGUGUUUGGACGUUAUUGUUACGAGUCCUUAGUACUACCAUUUUAUGUAAUUUAUACUGUAUUUAUACCGUUUGAAGCAGAGACACAGAUCUGCAGUCCGGUCCAUUUUGCCAGUACAGUAGAGUGUCGUGUGUAGUUCUUUCCUUCUAGCACCUUGUUCUUUUCUGUAAAUAUUCCACUAUCUCCUUUGUGAAUAAGUAUGUAUAGUCAUAGGCUAGAACUGCCGCAGGACACGAGUCACUGUUCCAAAUCGUAUGUGAUAGAAUCCUUUUAGGCAGACUCCAUUUUGUUGUGUGUGGGCGCAAGUUAGCGGUUUAUAAAGUAAUCAGUUUUCAAGGUCGACAUGCAGGUAUAUUGUCUUAUUGUAAUCACGUCUAUCAUUAUUCAACCAACCAAUAAAAUAUGAUUCUUAA
Molecule: messenger RNA, 3364 nt
Organism: Macrosteles quadrilineatus (aster leafhopper)
Lineage: Eukaryota; Metazoa; Arthropoda; Insecta; Hemiptera; Cicadellidae
Product: stress-activated protein kinase JNK
Exons: 11
Coding region: 329-1588 (419 amino acids)
Biological process (GO): JNK cascade; protein phosphorylation
Cellular component (GO): cytoplasm; nucleus
Molecular function (GO): JUN kinase activity; ATP binding
Source: RefSeq, a predicted model, not a curated record